This is a messenger RNA of Hordeum vulgare subsp. vulgare (domesticated barley), 2132 nucleotides long. Its product is annotated as carotenoid 9,10(9',10')-cleavage dioxygenase-like. Gene Ontology annotation, molecular function: carotenoid dioxygenase activity. Gene Ontology annotation, cellular component: chloroplast stroma. Gene Ontology annotation, biological process: carotene catabolic process. NCBI's taxonomy places the organism in Eukaryota, Viridiplantae, Streptophyta, Magnoliopsida, Poales, Poaceae. The transcript is spliced from 13 exons. Bases 37 to 1968 code for a protein of 643 amino acids. The record is from RefSeq and is a predicted model, not a curated record.
CUGAUCCCGCGAGAAACUCCAUGGAUGUUGCUAUAAAUGGAGGUCAGUCGUCCUCCUCCUCAUCAUGAUUGCAGGAGGAUUGGGGAGCUUUUUGUCACUAUCAGAAUGUUGAAAACUACUGCCUCUCCUCCACAUGCCUUGAGGCCGUCCCGUGCCUGCUACAGGCCUGCUUUCUCUCUCAGUGCAAGAAGUUCGGCUUCGUCUGUAACCUCGAACCCAAAGAAAUCUUUGAUCCGGGAGCUGCAAAGGCAACUCUCUUCCAGGAUCGACAAUGCGUCGCGGGUGCUGAAGAAUGCGCCGCACAGGCUUCUGGAUGUGAUAGUCGACUCAACCUUCAAAUUUACUGAUCAAAUUCUGCUACCAUCUGAGAGCAACUUUGCGCCGGUCGAUGAGAUCGGUGGAUCCAUAGAGAUACUCCAGAUUGAAGGAGAGAUGCCUGAAGAUUUCCCCGAGGGCGUGUACAUCAGAAAUGGUUCCAAUCCUCUCUUUGGCGCCCUCCAUUCGACUGUCUCUGUCUUUGGAGAGUCCAGUGAGAUAUGGGUUGAGGGCGAGGGCAUGCUUCAUGCCCUGUACUUCACCAAGAUCGGUUCAGCUUCUUCUUGGUCAAUCUCCUACGCCAAUCGAUAUGUUCAGUCUGAAACAUUGAAGAUCGAACAAGACCGCCAGAAACCAUGCUUCCUCCCUGCUAUCGAGGGCGACUCCGCAGCCAUCAUUGCCGCCUACAUUCUCAACUAUCUGAGGUUUGGCAAGGUGAACAAGAACAUCACCAACACAAAUGUGUUUGAACAUGCGGGUAGGGUGUACGCUGUUGCAGAGAGCCAUCAGCCCCAGGAAAUCUGCAUACAAAAUCUUGAGACAGGCAAUACCUGGGACAUUGGUGGGGAAUGGGAUCGGCCCUUCACAGCUCACCCAAAGGUGGCUCCUGGAUCAGGAGAACUUGUCAUUUUUGGCUCAGAUGCAAAGAAGCCUUUCCUAGUUGUUGGUGUUGUCUCGGAUGAUGGAACCAAACUAAAACAUAAGGUUGACCUCAAGCUGAACAGAUCUACACUUUGCCACGACAUAGGAGUUACUUUGAAGUACAACAUAAUCAUAGAUAUACCACUUACCAUUGACAUUGGUAGACUCACUGCAGGCGGGCAGCUGAUCGAAUUUGAGAAGGAAGGUUAUGCAAGAAUAGGGAUUAUGCCCCGCUAUGGUGACGCAGAGUCAGUUAUGUGGUUCGAUGUUGAACCAUUCUGCAUGUUCCAUCUUAUCAACUGCUUCGAAGACGGUGAUGAGGUUGUUGUCCAAGGCCUCCGUUCGGCAGACUCCGUCAUACCAGGGCCAAGAUUAAACAAACAAGACAUAGUCCCUGAAAGAUCCGAACUUACAGAAUAUGACAAAGCCAUGAAACAAGGAAUUAAUGACAAAUUAUUCUCUCGCUUGUUUGAAUGGAGAUUAAACCUGAAAACGAAGACGGUUUUAGGGGAAUAUUUGACUGGAACCGAGUGCUCCUUGGAAUUCCCAAUGAUCAAUAACCACUACUCAGGCGUGCGUCAUAGUUAUGGCUACGCACAAAUAGUGGAUUCUUUAACAAGAUCUGCUGGCAGUAGCGAAAAAGUACUCCCAAAGUAUGGGGGGUUUGCAAAACUAUGCCUUGAUGAGAGAGAGAAUACAGAGACAUGGGCAGAAGAUCUAAUAAAGAUGGAAAUUCAUCGGCUUAGUGAAGAUGAGUUCUGCUCUGGAGCAUCAUUCGUCCCAAGAGUUGGUGGCUCACAUGAAGAUGAUGGAUGGAUAAUUUCUUUUGUACAUAAUGAAAGAACAAAUACGUCACAGGUGCACAUUAUUGAUACCCAAAAAUUUGAAGGUGCUCCUGUUGCAAAAAUAACAUUGCCACAAAGGGUGCCCUAUGGAUUUCAUGGAACUUUCGUCCAUGACAACAUACACGGCCAUGUGAAUACCAGACUAGAAAAAAACUGGACAGCUUAAUGUUUAUAUAUUGAAUUGUGUCUUUGUAAGUAGCAAUUUUUGUAUCCAGUGAAUUGUUCAAAAUUUUAAUCUAUUUGAGUAUAUUCGUAGGUUAUCUCAUUCAUUUUAUGUAGGUUAUCUUGUACAAGUGUAUCUCGAAGCACAAAGAAGUUGCGUUCAGCUAA